This is a messenger RNA of Uloborus diversus, 4044 nucleotides long. RefSeq names its product neuroligin-4, X-linked-like. The transcript has 8 exons. Bases 829 to 3390 code for a protein of 853 amino acids. Gene Ontology annotation, cellular component: cell surface; synapse; postsynaptic membrane. Gene Ontology annotation, molecular function: neurexin family protein binding; signaling receptor activity. The record is from RefSeq and is a predicted model, not a curated record. NCBI's taxonomy places the organism in Eukaryota, Metazoa, Arthropoda, Arachnida, Araneae, Uloboridae. Gene Ontology annotation, biological process: chemical synaptic transmission; neuron cell-cell adhesion; presynaptic membrane assembly.
UCGGACGUUUUAGUCACCCACGCUUUACACAGUCACCCGAUCAGAAAGAACAGCAAUCAAGAAGAGGUGCUCCAUCAAUGAUUUUGUCUGCGGGGGUUGGUGAGAAGGUGGACUUGAGUGUGCUUUUUUUAUCUGUUUUUUUCCCCUCUUGUACAUUGGAUUUUUCCUCAUGAACAGAUGCAAUGACUGGAGAAAAGUUGGUGGUCUCAGGUGGUGAAGUUUAUCAAGAAAUAAUUUGCUCAUGAGUGUGAAUGGAAUAAAUCUUGGCGUUUUUCAUUGCAUUUAAUCAGAACAUUUUUUAUCUAUCUCGGUGUAUGUGCUACCAAUGGAUGCGUCUUUACUUUUAAAACUACAAAUUUAUAUUCAAAUAGUAAUUAUCUAAACAGUUUCAAUUUAAUUUUAUGAGUACGGUUCAAAAGAAAAAAAAGAAACCUGUCUAAAUUGUAAUCUAUAUCAUUUAAUCAGAUGAUAUGAUAUCGAUCAACUUUUAAUAAAAAUUACUGAAAACAACAAUCUAUGCAAUUUGUAACAAAAAAAUAUUUAAACUUGAAAGAAAAAAGAAACAAAAAAGAAUUAGGACUAUUAAAAAAAUACCAUAUAGAAAGGUUGAAGUAAAAAAAAAUAAUUAUAACCAUAGAAAAUCAAUGAUAUGUACACAAACGUAGGCACUUUUGUAGAGUGAACGUUCAAGUUCGAUGUUAAAAUGUAAUAAAUGAAAUAAGAAUGACCUAGAUGUAAUAUUAUUGCAAGAAUUUGUGGUAACUGCAUUAUGAUACAUCAUUCUGUCUUGUUAAUGCUAAUAAGGGGUUUACUCUUCUAAAAAGCAAAAUGAUGUUAUCAGCCAUCAGUCGCAGAUGGAAUGAAACUGCAAAGUCAACAGGCGCAAUAUUAGUAGUUACGUGUGCUCUUGUAAUAUUUCAAGUGAAGUGUGACAUCCAGCGACCAAGUUCCCGAGUGGUAUCUACUAAAUAUGGUUCUCUAAGAGGUGUUAUCGUUACUUUGUCAAAUCGUCAUCUGCAGCCUGUGGAGAAGUUCUUGGGUGUGCCCUAUGCGGGGGUGCCCAUUGGAUCUCUCCGAUUCAUGCCUCCCGUAACACCCCCUCAUUGGAAAGGGGUCAGGUUAGCCGAUCAUUUGAGUCCAGUAUGUCCACAAAAAUUACCGGACGUCUCCAACGAAACUGAAGCUCUCAAGAAAAUGCCAGCUGGACGAUUGGACUAUUUGAAAAGGUUGCUGCCUUUUCUGACCAAUCAGAGCGAAGACUGCCUCUACCUCAAUAUCUACAGUCCGGCCAACGUGGGUCGAGCAGAUCAGGCCAAGCUACCGGUUAUGGUAUACAUUCAUGGAGAAUCUUACAACUGGAAUUCUGGGAAUGCUUACGACGGUAGCGUCUUGGCUAGUUUCGGCAAUGUUGUUGUUGUCACAAUUAAUUACCGGCUUGGUCUACUAGGAUUUCUUCCUGCACUAGACGAAUCUUCGAGGGGCAACUAUGGCAUCAUGGAUCAGGUAGCAGCUCUUCACUGGAUUCAAGAAAACAUCCCGGAGUUUGGCGGUGAUCCCAAAAACGUGACUGUUUUUGGACAUGGACACGGAGCAGCUUUUGUCAACAUUCUGAUGCUUUCACCUUUAGCGAAGGGAUUGUUUCACAGAGCAAUUCUACAAAGUGGUUCAGCCUUGAGUCCUUGGGCCAUAGCAAGGGAUGCUUUGUCUUACACCAAACAAGUUGCGGCUUAUUUGAAAUGUCCGACAAAAGACAAUGCAGCACUCGUCGCCUGCUUGGGGAAAAGACCAGUGCAGGACAUCCUCAACGCCCCUCUACGGGUUCCAGAUCAUUUGACUGCAUUUGGGCCGACCAUCGAUGGUGUUGUCAUACCAGGCGAACCAGCAAUCUUGAUGGAAAAGCAGAACGAUCUUUUCUCCCAAUAUGACAUGCUACUGGGUGUCAGCAGAAUUGAAUAUUAUUUCAAAUUUUCUAGUCAAGAAGAUCGCAUGGGCAUUGAAGUGUCCAGAAGAGACAGACUGCUUCGUACCUUAGUAAGAAAUCUGUUCACUUAUCAUCUGCAGGAAAUAUUCUUGACCGUUGUCAACGAAUACACGGACUGGAGCAAACCUGAUCAACAUCCCAUAAAUGUCUUAGACUCUACUGCUGACGCCAUGGGUGAUGCUUUAGUCGUAGCUCCCCUCAUUCGGACUGGUGGUUAUCACUCAAAAAUACAACAAGCAAGCCAAAAAAGGACAUACCUUUAUGUGUUCAUGUACCAAACGGAAGAAAGCUUUUUUGCUCAGCGCAUGGGUUGCAUUCACGGUGAAGACUUGCCGUACGUUUUUGGUGCUCCAAUGGUGAAUUCUUUGUCACAUUUCCAAAGAAAUUUUUCGAAAUCGGAAAGUUCUUUAUCAGAAGCAGUAAUGACGUACUGGACGAAUUUCGUAAAGUACGGGGAUCCAAAUACCGUUGUGGAUGAGGAAGGAAAAAGUGGUGGAAAUGAACGAGGGCGUGGAAGAUAUGAGAAAAUGAACUGGCCAAUUUACGACAGUGUUCAUCAAAAGUACAUUGCAAUAGCUAUGAAACCACGUCUUCGCGAUCACUACCAUGCUCACCGAUUGUCAUUUUGGUUGAACCUCAUCCCAACUCUCCACCGGUCUGCAGCGUCUGAAACCACCAACCGCCAUCACCAACUUGAAGAUCAUGACAACCCUUUGACGUAUGAUGGGAUUUACAGACAACGUCCACUGCAUGAUCCAUCGCCAAUCACGUUCACGUCCACAACGACAUUCGCCACGUCUUCUCAGCAGAUCGUCGACCAGUUCACAGUAACCAGUGAAUUCCCCAGCUCAACAGAGGAUGGCAGCAUGACUGCCUCCACCACAUCCAACAAUACAGACUCUUUGGCAAUGAUAAUGCAACAGGGAGCUUAUUCAACUGCUCUAAGUGUUACCAUUGCGAUAGGAUGUUCAUUACUGAUCUUGAACAUUUUAAUAUUUGCUGGGGUGUAUUACCAAAGAGACAAGCACAGAACUGAAUGCAUGCAAAAACGGGAAUAUCAGCUUCAUCCAGAUGGAUUAAGCUGCAAUUCAACUCCUCAAUCCAAGCAAGCGCACUUGAUCAGUUCCCUACAGUCGCCAAUGGAUCAUCUACCACCGCCAUCUUUCAUGACUCUGACAACUUUGACCGAAGCCGGUACUCUUCCAUCGAAGAUGGCGCCACCGUCCUCUGUAUCACAGGAGGCUCAACAGCAUCCCGAAGCCCAACCACUGCUCUCCACGUCUUCUCGUUCAACUCCACCCCAUGGACACCACCUUCACCAUCACCAUCCCCAUUGGCCACCUACAAGUGGUGCGCCGAAUAUCUCAGUGGCCAGCCUGCAGCAGCAACAGCAGGAGAUGCGAGUGUGAACACUUCCGGGAAAAGAGAGAAGAAACAACAGUGUAGCAGAAUAUAUUUCGUUAAAUGUGUGUUUUAAAACUUGAAUAUAAUACAUUUUGCAACGAUUAAAAACAAUAUUAAAAUUUCACUUUGGAUAAACGAGCGGAAACUCCAUUCCUUUUUUAUAAAUGUUUUACUACAGCAUAUUGAAUUUACUACGCAUUUAAAGAAAUAAUGAAAUAAUUGAAAGAAACUGAGAGUUGCGAACAGUUUGAAAUUGGUGUUCUGUACGUUAUAAAUGAACGUGAACUAGAAACAUUUUCGAAACAAUCUCAGUCUUUUUUAACAAUAUAUUUCGGAAGAAGAUCACUGAAGCUAGAAAACUAUAUUGAAGUGUGUUUACAUCCCAUUUUGUUAUAACUUAGAAAAAAAUGUUUUAUUCAGACAUGGUUCCAGAAGAGGAUCAUUUUCCAAGAGCGAGACUUUAGAAACUGUUGCUGAAUCUCAUGAAAAAUCUGAUGAUUGAAAAAAAAGGGAAAACUAUCGCUGAGAAGUGCAUGAAGAAGAAAUGAAAAUACAAAAAACUUGUAGCUCCACUAAUGUAUUUAUAAAAGCUAUGAACAUAUUGUUAUUGAUUUCGAAUUGUUUUAGUAAACAAACUUUUAAAAUAAAGAUACACCUGA